This is a messenger RNA of Miniopterus natalensis, 1506 nucleotides long. It is a transcript of the gene NUBP2, whose product is annotated as NUBP iron-sulfur cluster assembly factor 2, cytosolic. The record is from RefSeq and is a predicted model, not a curated record. Gene Ontology annotation, biological process: iron-sulfur cluster assembly. Gene Ontology annotation, molecular function: iron-sulfur cluster binding; ATP-dependent FeS chaperone activity; ATP binding. Lineage: Eukaryota; Metazoa; Chordata; Mammalia; Chiroptera; Miniopteridae. Gene Ontology annotation, cellular component: cytosol.
UCAUCUCCGGUACGUCGUCGGCGCCGGAACCUGCGUAGGCCCUUUGUGCAACCUAAUUGGCUCAGAGAGGCUUGAGUGGGCCUAUCAAGAAGAGCCGGGGGCCGGACUCCAGCUGCCCAUUGGCCCGAAGGCUCUUCACUCAGCUGGAGGAAGCGGAUGGAAAGCUCGCAGCCUGCGGGAGGGAUGGAGGCGGCGGCGGAGCCUGGGAACCUGGCUGGCGUCCGGCACAUCAUCCUCAUCCUGUCGGGGAAGGGGGGCGUCGGGAAGAGCACCCUCUCCACGGAGCUCGCCCUGGCCCUGCGCCACGCGGGCAAGAAGGUGGGGAUUCUCGACGUGGACCUGUGUGGCCCCAGCAUCCCCCGCAUGCUCCAGGCGCAGGGCAGGGCCGUGCACCAGUGUGACAGCGGCUGGGUGCCUGUCUUUGUGGACCAAGAGCAGACAGUCUCCCUCAUGUCUGUGGGUUUCCUGCUGGAGAAGCCGGAUGAAGCUGUGGUGUGGAGAGGCCCCAAGAAGAACGCUCUGAUAAAGCAGUUUGUGUCUGACGUGGCCUGGGGGCAGCUGGACUACCUGGUUGUGGACACGCCCCCAGGGACCUCUGAUGAGCACAUGGCUGCUGUUGAAGCCCUCCGUCCCUACAACCCCCUGGGGGCCAUCGUGGUCACUACACCCCAGGCGGUGUCUGUUGGGGAUGUGAGGCGGGAGCUGACCUUCUGUAGGAAGACCGGGUUGCGGGUGAUCGGUAUUGUGGAGAACAUGAGUGGCUUUGUCUGCCCACACUGCACGGAGUGCACUAACAUCUUCUCCAGGGGAGGCGGCGAGCAGCUGGCCAGGCAUGCUGGAGUUCCCUUCCUAGGCUCUGUGCCCUUGGACCCCAAGCUCACGAGGAGCCUGGAGGAGGGCCGAGACUUCAUCCAAGAGUUUCCCCAAAGCCCUGCCUUUCAUGCACUCUCCGCCAUAGUCCAGAAGGUUUUGGAGACACCUGCUCAGCUCUCCUGACCAAGGCAUCUCCUGGCACCCUGGCACCACUGUGGGGCUGGAGCUCACAGACUUGAGCAGAGGUCAUGGGUGCGGUUCUUAGAACCUGCAGGGCUGGCCUGUGGGGCUGUCACUGUGUACACCUCUCUCUGCCCGGGCCCUUGGGAGAUGUUUCGCUCUUCAGCAGCAUCUGGGCGCCAGAGCCCCCAACAAUGAGUGGUUCUGCUGGCUUGGUCUGUGGCAGACCCCAGGGACAGUGUGGGGUCCUAGUUCCAUGGCCUGAGCUCUGGUCCCUGCAUCUUCACUUUUCAUGUUGUGGUGCUCAUGUGCCCCAGACAGGCCACUCCUGAUACCCGAGUCUCCACAUUGUCCACAAAGCUUGUGGGUCUGGAAGCUGGCUGGGGACUUUGUCGUCCUCAAGUGCCUGGCUGCUGGCAGGGCUGUGAGUGAUUAUGGUCGUGGAAGGGAGCACCCUGUAAGGUACUAACUUCAGAGGUGCCCACAAUUAAAUGUGUCCCGCUACCACAGUUA